Molecule: messenger RNA, 882 nt
Organism: Melospiza melodia melodia
Lineage: Eukaryota; Metazoa; Chordata; Aves; Passeriformes; Passerellidae
Gene: LRRC52
Product: leucine rich repeat containing 52
Exons: 2
Coding region: 1-882 (293 amino acids)
Cellular component (GO): voltage-gated potassium channel complex
Molecular function (GO): voltage-gated potassium channel activity; transmembrane transporter binding; potassium channel activator activity
Source: RefSeq, a predicted model, not a curated record
AUGUUUCCUUCAGGUAGCCCAUGGUCCCUGAGCCUCGUGUUUCUUCUGGGGAUGGCAUCCCAGGGGAUCAGCUGUCCGAGCAGGUGUAGCUGUCAGUACCUGGAGGUGAACUGCACCGGGCAGCGGCUGCAGGAGUUCCCUGUGGACAUCCCUCUGGACACCAGGCAGCUGAUUCUGGCAGCAAACAACGUCUCGUACCUGCCGCCAGUGGAAUUGAGCUUCCUGGCUGAUUUGGUCUAUCUGGACUGCAGAAAGAACCUCUUGGGGGACGACCUGGAUUUCACUUUCAUUGGCGUGGCCAGGCUUGUCUAUCUCGACCUCAGCUUCAACAACCUCUCCCAGGUCACCUUCAGCACCUUCUCCCACCUCCUCAGCCUGGUGGUACUGAAGAUCUCGGACAAUCCCAACCUUGUGGCCAUCGAGAAAGAUGCUUUUGCCAACAACACCUGGCUGAGGCACCUGGAUGUGAGCCGGACUGGCUUGACCUUCCUGGACACCAGCACCGUCCGGGACCUGCCCAACCUGAGGCUCCUGGGGCUCAGUGACAACCUGUGGCACUGCAACUGUUCCUUUUUGGACUUCAUCACCUGGAUGAUGGAGAGCGAUGUGCAUUUUCCAGAUGCUGACAACAUCACCUGCUACACCCCAGCAGGGCUGCGUGCUCUGAGGAUGCCAGCAGCAGAGGCACAGCUCCACCUCAGCUGCCUGACCCAGCUGCACAAGCAGGAUUAUGUCUUUCUGGGCCUCGUUGGCUUCUGCAUCUUCCUUGCUGGCACCAUGGCAGCCUGGCUGGCCGGUGUCUGUGCUGUCAUCUACGAGGCCCAUGCCUCAAAGGGAGAGGAAGAGGAGGAGGAGGAGGAGGAGGAAGACACAGCCACUUAG